This is a messenger RNA of Aethina tumida (small hive beetle), 1900 nucleotides long. It is a transcript of the gene MTPAP, whose product is annotated as poly(A) RNA polymerase, mitochondrial. Bases 13 to 1824 code for a protein of 603 amino acids. Gene Ontology annotation, molecular function: poly(A) RNA polymerase activity. The transcript has 6 exons. The record is from RefSeq and is a predicted model, not a curated record. Gene Ontology annotation, biological process: mitochondrial mRNA polyadenylation. Lineage: Eukaryota; Metazoa; Arthropoda; Insecta; Coleoptera; Nitidulidae.
CAGUUGGUUGAUAUGUCUAUAUUUUUGUCUUUUUAUACAUCCCACAGAAAAUGUAUGAAAUUAUCAAACAGUUUUACACGAAAUAUAAAACAAGCAUAUUUUAGAGACCAAUUCAAGUCGAUAAAAAAUAACUUUUCACAUCAAGCAGUCCCGGAACAAGCGGUUAACGAAAAGAAAAAAGGCGGAAAUGUACGAAAAUAUAUCCCCUUUUUACAGGAAAUCAAUUUCCGAAGGGAUGAAGCCAACAGGAGUAUUUUGGUACAAGUACAAUCAUCUCAGUCUUACAAGGAAUUACAUUCCUACUGUAAUUUGUUUGGGUCUGUUAAGAAAAUGCUGCAUUACACCUGCGGAGUUGAACCAUUACAUUUCAUCAUAGUUGAAUUUGAAAAGGAGUCAGAUGUUAAAAAUAUACUAUCGUCAUCAACUCACAUAGAAGAAAACCAAGCAGUUCCUACCCAUUCGUCGUUUCUGUGGUUCAGAGCAACAAAUAGGAAAUUAUCCAAAUUAAAAUCCAGUAAAACAGCAGUACUGUCAUGUGAAAAUGGCACUACAUUGAUGAAAGAAUCUGAGUUAAAGGAAGUCCUGCAAUCAUGUGAUGAUAUAUCGCAACAAAUGAUAGCACUCCACAACCACACCAAAUUAAAUGAUAUUGGGAGCAGACUUCGAUAUCUAACAGUGAAACAAAUUGAAGCUGCAAUGUCUGGACUAUUUCCAAAUGCUGUGGCUAUGCCCUUUGGUUCUUCAGUGAAUGGAUGUGGAAAAAUGGGUUGUGAUUUGGAUUUGGUUUUAAGACUGGAUGACACAAAAGAAAAAGAUGAUAGCAGACUGAUUUUCCAUUGUAAAACAUCUGCUGGUUCAGAGAGGAGCACUUCACAAAGGCACAUGGAAGCUAUUGGUGAUAUAAUACACCUGUUUCUGCCUGGUUGUUCACAAGUUCGGCGAAUUUUGCAGGCCAGGGUGCCCAUUAUUAAGUAUCACCAGCAUUUAACUGAUGUUGAAUGUGACUUAUCUAUGACAAACUUAUCUGGGGUGCACAUGUCAGAUUUCCUGUAUAUUAUGGGUUCAAUUGAUUCAAGGGUGCGACCCUUAAUCUUUGCUGUAAGAAAAUGGGCUGCUGAAGUUGGACUAACAAAUGUUUCUCCUGGAAGGUGGAUAUCAAAUUUCUCAUUGACACUUUUAGUAUUAGCAUUUCUGCAAAGGCCAUUAAAUUCCGAAUCUAUUCUUCCAUCUCUGAACACAUUAGUUAAACUUGCAGGCCCAAAUGACAAAUAUGUGACUGAAGAUGGAAUAAACUGUUCUUUCCUUAGAGACAUCAACUUAUUAAACCACAAAACGAAAAACCAACAGAGUCUGGGGUCUCUACUUGCGGAAUUUUUCGAGUUCUAUUCGCAGUUCGACUUUUCAGCCAAAGCAAUAUGUUUAAAUGAACCGAUCGCACUGACCAAGCCCGAACACAGCGCUUUGUAUAUAGUAAACCCUCUAGAAAGGGGGUUGAACGUUAGCAAGAACGUGAGCUUGGAAGAAUUGGAAAAAUUCAAAAUGGAAGUGAGAAACGCCGCUUGGGUGCUGGAGUCGCAGGAGAACAAGAGCAAAAAUUGGGGUCUGCUUUCGAUAUUCGAACGACGGAACAAACCUAGUCAGAAUUUACAAUUCACAUUUACCAACAAACAAAGUAGAUUAAUGAAUAUCAGUACGUUAUUUGAAGAGGAGGAGUCUUAUAAAAAUGAAACUGUUAAAGCCCAAGUUGAGAGUAUAAAACAAGAAACGCAGGAUAAAAUAAAACAAUUAGAAACGAGUAUAAAAAGGCAAAAGUCACAGAGGUAACACAAGUGGUAAAUUAAAAUAAUUUUACACUUUAUCUUUUGUUAUACUACAUAAGAAUAAAUUAAUAUUGUUUUAA